UCGCCGCCGCCGCCGCCUCCGCCCCCCCAGCCGCCGCCUCGGCCCCCGGCCCUGGCCCCGGCGUCGGGCGUGCCGGGCGUCUCCGGGCUGCGCAACCACGGCAACACCUGCUUCAUGAACGCCGUCCUCCAGUGCCUCAGCAACACCGAGCUCUUCGCCGAGUUCCUCGCCCUCCAGCACUACCGGGGAGCAGGGGAAGGAGGAGAAGGGGGAGCGGGACCACCACUACCCCCCAACGGCACCACCGACGGGCCUCCCCCCAUGACCCCCGCCGCCGCCGCCAGGCCCCCCGAGGAGGAGGAGGAGGAAGAGGAGGAGGAGGAGGGCUCGUCCCAGGGGGAGGUCACCGAGCAGCUGGCCCAGCUCGUCCGCGCCCUCUGGACCCUCGAGUACACCCCCCAGCACAGCAGGCACUUCAAGAGCAUCGUCUCCAAGAAUGCCCUGCAGUACCGCGGCAGCUCCCAGCACGACGCUCAAGAAUUCCUCCUCUGGCUGCUGGACAGAGUCCACGAGGACCUCAACAACCUGAUGAAGAACAACGGCAGCCCCCCUCUGAAGCCCCCUUUCGAGGAGCCGGUGUUGAUCGAGGGACCAGCCUUCCCCAUAAACAGCUCUUUUGUCCAGGAGCUCUUCCAGGCCCAGUACAGGUCUUCUCUGACGUGUCCCCAUUGCCAGAAGCAGAGCAACACCUUCGACCCAUUCCUAUGCAUCUCUCUGCCCAUCCCGCUGCCUCACACCCGGCCGCUCUGCGUCACUGUGGUGUACCGAGGGAAGUGCUCCCACUGCAUGCGCAUCGGGGUGGCCGUGCCCCUGUCCGGCACAGUGGCCAGGCUGAGAGAAGCCGUCUCCAGAGAAACCAAAAUCCCCACCAAGCAGAUCGUGCUGACCGAGAUGUAUUACGAUGGCUUCCAUCGCUCCUUUUCUGACACGGACGACCUGGACACGGUGCAAGAAAGCGACUGCAUCUUUGCCUUCGAGACCCCGGAGAUCUACCGGCCAGAGGGGAUCCUGAGCCAGAGAGGCAUCCACGUGAACAGUAACCUGAACCACUUGAAGUAUAGUGCUGACCCUCUCAGGACCCCUCCCUAUCCUCCGGGGAGGCUGGAGAACUCCAACGCCCGGGGGCCGGCCGGCGACAAGAUCGUGGUGCUGGUGUGCAACCGUGCCUGCUCGGGGCAGCAAGGAAAGAGGUUCGGCCACCCCUUCGUGCUGCACUUGGAGAAGUCGGUUCCCUGGGACAUCCUGCAGAAGGAGAUCCUGGAGAAGAUGCAGUGUUACCUCCGGCCCUCGGCCUGCAUUCAGGUGUGCCCUUUCAGCCUGCGCGUGGUCAGCGCCGUGGGUAUAACGUACCUGUUACCUCAGGAGGAGAGGCCCCUCUGCCACCUGAUGGUGGAACGGGCUCUGAAGUCAUGUGGCCAAGGCGGGACCCCACACGUGAAGCUCGUGGUGGAGUGGGACAAAGAGACGAAGGAUUAUUUGUUCGGGAACACGGAGGACGAGUACAUCCCCGACGCGGAGAGCGUCCACCAGCAGAGGGAGCUCCACCGCCAGCCACAGUGCUGCUCCUUGGCUCAGUGCUUCCAGCUGUACACCAAAGAGGAGCAGCUGGCGCCGGAUGACGCGUGGCGCUGCCCGCACUGCAAGCAGCUGCAGCAGGGAAGCAUCACCCUCAGCCUCUGGACCCUCCCCGACGUCCUCAUCAUCCACCUGAAGCGCUUUCGGCAGGAAGGAGACCGGCGGAUGAAGCUGCAGAACAUGGUCCGGUUCCCGCUGGCCGGCCUGGACAUGACGCCCCACGUGGUCAAGCGGAGCCAGAGCAGCUGGAGCCUGCCGUCCCACUGGUCCCCCUGGAGGCGCCCCUACGGCCUGGGGAGGGACCCUGAGGACUUCAUCUACGACUUGUACGCGGUCUGCAAUCACCACGGCACCAUGCAGGGGGGGCACUACACAGCCUACUGCAAGAACUCCAUCGACGGCCUGUGGUACUGCUUCGACGACAGCGAGGUGCGGCAGCUGGCCGAGAACGAGGUCUGCCGGAACACGGGCUACAUCCUCUUCUACCAGCGGCGGACGGCCAUUCCGUCCUGGUCGGCCAACAGCUCGGUGGCAGGUGGAUUCUCGACUCGUCCCUUCGUGCGGAGCGUCCAGCGCCAGAGCCUGUCUUCGCGCUCCUCGGUGACCAGCCCCCUGGCGGUGAGCGAGAACGGGAUCCGCCCCUCGUGGUCCCUGUCGGCCAAGCUGCAGAUACGCUCCAGCUCCCCCUCCCGCUUCCCGGGGGACUCCCCCGCCCACAGCCCGGCCUCCACCCUGGAGCGGAUCGGGGAGUCCGCCGACACGGACAAGGUGGCCCCCUCCUGCUUCGGCAGCGGCCGGCGGGAGCACCGGACUACGGGCAGGGCCCCCCUGGCCGUCAUGGAGGGGGUCUUCCGCGACGAGGCACCCCUGCAGAAGCCGCGGGGGCCCCCAGACCCCCACUGCAAGAAGAAGAGCUCCCCCCUCCCCGCGGACCAGAGCUGCUCCCCCCUCGACCCCUUCGACAACAACAACCAGAUCGCCUUCGUGGACCAGAGCGACUCUGUGGAGAGCUCCCCCGUCAAGGAGGAGGAGAAGGGCUUCAGCGGGCGGGGCCCAUCGUCCCCGGCCAAGGCGGACGGCCCCCCGCGAAAGGCGGCCACCGGCAAGGAUGCCGCCGAGGCGGAGAGGAGCCUGAGGAGAGGAAGGACCCCCCUCCUAUCCAGCACGGACUCCCUGGCCUCGCCCCAGGCUGCCGCCUCCCCCCCUCCACUUCCCCCCAAGACCUUGCCAAAGGUGUCCCGUUCGCGGAGCAAGCUGGACUCUUGCCGGGCCAGCGGGAGACACGGGUCCCCGGCCGCCAGGCACCGGCCGAAGGAGGCCGCCUCCAGGGCCCACGAUGCCGCAGCCGCCUCUUCCGCCCAGCAGAAGCAGAAGCCCCUCUCCUCCUCCUCCUCCGUGCGAGGGGCCCCGGCUGGGAAGAGCAGGACUUCCGACCGCAGCCUCAGCCGGGAGGGUUCCAAGCUGAGCCUGGGCUCCUCCUCGGAGAAGGGCCCCCCGGCCUCCUCGCGCACAAGCUCCCCGCGGAUCGGCCAGUCGAGGAGCAGCGAGGGGCAGGCGGCGGAGGGCAAGCACGUGCGCAGCUCCUCCAUGGCCAGCCUGCGGUCGCCGUCCGCCGGGCCCCGCUCUGCCCUGAAGAGGGACAGCAAGUCGGAAGACAAGGGACUCUCCUUCUUCAAGUCCGCCUUGCGCCAGAAGGAGACGCGCCGCUCCGCCGACCUGGGCAAGACCACCAUGCUCUCGAAGAAGGCGGCCUCCGGCUCCGCCAGGGCGGCCGGCAAGGGACUUCCGGAAGAGAAGCGGAAGCCGGAAAAGAGCAGCCCCCAGCCGGCCCGGGCGCCCUCUGGCCCCGCCACCAAGGAGGCCUCUCCCGCCAGACACUCCCUGCUGCUGGCCCGCAAGUCCAAGUCUUCCCCGGCGGAGGCCUCCCCAGCGCCCCCCGGCAAGCAGGCGGCCGCCUCCUCCUCGCGCAAGCCCCCCGCCUCGAAGUCUCCGUGAAGAUAUGCUGCACUGCAACCCGCCCGCGGGUGUUUGGUUUAUCAACCGUCCCGUUGGAGCCUCUUCUGGUUUUGCUUUUCUGCUCAUGUGCCUGACACGUGGGAGGAGACCAGGACCUCUCCCCUUCCUCCCUCCCUCCGUCCAAGCGCCUUCUGAUUCCGCCAACAUACCAAAUAACUGCAGGCAGCCGCUGGCCACGGGGCCACCAAAGGAUACUUCUCUGC
This is a messenger RNA of Gekko japonicus, 3794 nucleotides long. It is a transcript of the gene USP31, whose product is annotated as ubiquitin specific peptidase 31. Lineage: Eukaryota; Metazoa; Chordata; Lepidosauria; Squamata; Gekkonidae. Gene Ontology annotation, molecular function: cysteine-type deubiquitinase activity. The record is from RefSeq and is a predicted model, not a curated record. The annotation marks the transcript as partial. Gene Ontology annotation, biological process: protein deubiquitination. The transcript has 15 exons.